This is a messenger RNA of Musa acuminata subsp. malaccensis (wild Malaysian banana), 763 nucleotides long. NCBI's taxonomy places the organism in Eukaryota, Viridiplantae, Streptophyta, Magnoliopsida, Zingiberales, Musaceae. The record is from RefSeq and is a predicted model, not a curated record.
GCCCAAACCCGCACGCUCCAAAUAGACUGCCUUUCUCUCCGUGCGGGUCGCGGAUCCUCUCUCUCUCUCUCCGGUCUUUGCACACUGUAUUUGGUCGCUUCCUCCGCCCUCGAACGCCAGAAAACAUCAAUUGGAGCUGCGAAUUCGAUCUCGCCUUCCUUCGCUUUGCACCCGCGGCGCCCGGAUUCGAGCCCGGCCGUCGAAACCCUAGCGCGCCCCCCCUCCGCCCCACACUUUGGGCGCCGGAGCGGAGGGCGAUGGCGGCGGAACUGGGGCAGCAGACGGUGGAGUUCUCCGCCCUUGUGCGACGAGCCGCGGAGGAUUCCUACCUCGCCCUCAAAGAGCUGGUGGAGCGGUCCCGGGCGCCGGAGGACCAGCGAUCCGACUCCGAGAAGAAGAUAGACCUCCUCAAGUUCAUCGCCAAGACUCGGCAGCGGAUGCUCCGCCUCCAUGUGCUCGCCAAGUGGUGCCGACAGGGUUUCUGAAUGUGUUCCUUCUUGAGUGCCUCUAGGCUCCGGUAGAUGGAAAGCCGCUUCAUUUCUUAAUCCAUGGUACGGAUUUAGUCUAGUGUCUGGAUUAGUAGUUUAUCUGGGGAUGAUCCUGGAAACCUAGUUCCAAACUGGUAGUCAGUCUUGGUGAAUUUGGCGUUUUGGAUAUGCUUUAGGUUACAAUAAGUGCAGCUUAUUUCAGUUUUCUGGAGUGUUUUUCCCCCCUCCCUUUUAAUGCAUUUGAGCGACAAUAUGAAAUUUAUUAGUUUGUGAUG